Hibiscus syriacus is the source of this 1306-nucleotide messenger RNA. RefSeq names its product E3 ubiquitin ligase BIG BROTHER-related-like. The record is from RefSeq and is a predicted model, not a curated record. The coding region runs from base 241 to 1161 and encodes 306 amino acids. Lineage: Eukaryota; Viridiplantae; Streptophyta; Magnoliopsida; Malvales; Malvaceae. The transcript has 6 exons.
AAACUCAAUCUUUUGUUCAAUUUCAAGAAAGACUCUACCCGACGGCGUCUCUUCCUCUCGUUUAAUAUUUGUUUUAGAUUCUUCAAUUGUCCCCCGAUUCUAUUGAAAACCCAUCGCCGAUCUCUGCUGAUCCACCGAUUUUUCUUUCCGAUAUAAAACUUUGCAUCGGAGAGAACUCCGGAGAGGAACGGCGAAGCGAAAUUGGCGGUUAUUGGUCAGGGUAGAAAGGGGGGAAAAAGAAUGUCGGCCGAAAAGAAAGAACAGGAACCUAACCCUGGCCCUAAUGGCAACGAUAACGAUAAUUUGAACUAUGGAAGUGAACAGGAAGAAAGGCGAGAAGAACGAGAACAAGAACAGGCUCCACGUCAGUCGUCGACAAGAACUCCUUUCACUAAUAUCAGUCAGGUUGAUGCUGACAUGGCUCUUGCUCGAACCCUACAAGAACAGGAAAGGGCCUAUAUGAUGCUUAGGAUGAACAAUGAUGGGAGUGAUUACGGGAGUUGGGAGACUGGAAGCUAUUUACAUGACGAAGAUGAUGAUUUUGAGGAUCCCAAUGAUGAUGACAUUAGCGAUGGUGAUGAUGGUGAGGAAGAGGAUGAAGGGGAAGAUGAUCGCACUAAUGCCGACGAUGAUGGGGAUGCAUUUGAUGUGCAUGCUGAGAACAGCGAGGAGGAGGAUGACAAUGCUAGCGCUGAACUCGACCCUGCUGCUUUUUCGAGUGAUGAAGCUUAUGCUAGAGCCCUUCAGGAUGCCGAAGAAAGAGAUAUGGCUACUAGAUUGUUGGCCUUAGCUGCGAUAAAUGAUAGAGGAAUUUUUACCUUAGAGGAUCAUGGAGGUAACUCUCAGGAUACAUGGGAAGUUGAUCCCGAGGGCUUAUCAUUUCAACUCCUUGCACUUGGUGAAGUAAUUGGUACUGAGAACAGAGGGCUUUCGGAUGAUUCACUUGCCACUUUGCCUUCCAUAAAGUACAAGGCAGGAAGCAGUCAGUUUGGGAGCAAUGAUUCGUGUGUCAUAUGCCGUGUAGACUACGAGGAUGACGACUCCUUGACAAUUCUUUCUUGCAAGCAUUCAUAUCAUCCGGAGUGCAUAAAUAACUGGUUGAAAAUAAACAAGGUCUGUCCUGUUUGUAGUGCUGAGGUCUUAAUCUCGGGUCAGAGCUAGUAUUUUCAGAUAAUCCUCAAGCCACACAAGGCAUCAUCUACUUGUCAUAAAACGCAGAGUGUAGGAUUUCUUUAUGGUUAAAAGACUCGUAUCUAUAACAUCUUCCUUCUAGCAUGUAUCCAUUCAUCUAUUACCUUUUGUGUUA